This is a messenger RNA of Daphnia magna, 1579 nucleotides long. Its product is annotated as cyanophycinase. The coding region runs from base 180 to 1472 and encodes 430 amino acids. NCBI's taxonomy places the organism in Eukaryota, Metazoa, Arthropoda, Branchiopoda, Diplostraca, Daphniidae. The transcript has 7 exons. The record is from RefSeq and is a predicted model, not a curated record.
UUGAAAACGCGUUCAGGCGUCGAAUGUAUCAUCCACUAUGUUCUUAUAGUUGGUGAUAACCGCCCACUUUCGUCGCACGUGCCGUGCGAACCACGUCACAUUUCAGCAGUUGUCUCGACGUCAGGCGGGUGACGAUACGCAUAUUUCUUAAGUGUCGUAAGUUAGUGAGAGACUGUAAAAUGUUUUCCUCCAUUUUAACGCUAGUGACAUUUCUAAGUUUCACUGUCGGACAGAAUCUGGUUCUAAUUGGUGGUAAUCUCAGAGAUGAUAACACUCAAGUCUGGAACAAAAUGGUCCAACUGGCUGGUGGACAAGGCGUGGCAAGAAUUGGAAUAAUCUCCGUUUCCAAUCGGAACACAAUCGAGGGUGACAGAGUAAUUGAAAACUUUGUGAGAGUUUACGGUGCCAAAGCAGUUGGGAUUCCCGUGUCGCAGUUUGGCGCAAACGAUCCCGUCGUAGCAAAUUUAGUGAAAGAACAGACAGGGAUUUUCAUCGUCGAAGAUUCUGAAGAUAAAUCUUGGAACUUUUGGAACUGGGUAACGUCGUUGGUACGUCCAACCGAUGUCUCUGUAGAGCCACCCACCGGGAUGGUGUGUUACGAAAGUGCUAGUUACAAGAGACAACAGCUGAUCGAUACACUCCGUCCGUCUGGCCAAGAUUCUCUGGUAUUAACAGCUAUCAGAACAGUCCUGAACAAAGGUGGAAUGGUUGCAGGAAAUGCUGCUUUCAUGGGUAAAUCAGCAGUCAUUUUAGAAGGUGACUCGAUCAGCGCUCUUGUGUCUGGAACACGUUUCAUUUCCUUUCCUCGCAUGUCUUACUCCAUCCGAAAAGAUGGUGGUCUCGCUCUUCUCAACACCGAUUACGUAAUAGAGAGCCACUUGAGCGAGAAAGGACGAGAAGUGCGAUUGAUGCGGACACUCCUUGAAAGUGACGUUUCCAGGGGACUCGGUGUCGAUGAGAAUACUGCACUUGUUGUCAAUAAUCCACUUUCCCUGCCAGUCGGUCAAGUCAUAACUGCUCCAUUGGCCGUAACUGGUGUUCUUUACUUUGAUGUCUCUGACAUACCAACUCCUUCGAUAACCAACGCUCUGUACGAGAAUGUCACGUUUUCGUUCUUUACAGUAGACGACAUUUUCGAUUUGACAUCAGAGAGUGUAACUUACCCACCUUGGAAGAAAGCUAUUGCUGGCCAAGAGUGGUUCAAAAAUGCUGUCCCAUCUAAUGACAUUCUGUCUCGUGUCGGGCCGUCUCAGUGGCGGCAGACAGCUCGACGUCUUAUCGAUUGCAAGGAGUUGAACGUGACUAGUUACUCACCGUCAUCGAUCGUCCCUAUGAUUCCCGGCGUUCAAGUGAUCUUUGAUCGACAACGUGCAGUCGGAUAUGGAGCGGAUCUGCCCGGCGAUCCCAACAAUACUUACGUCGCUUCUUUUCAAAGAAUGGUGGCUUCCGUCAAGGUUCUCGGAAUACUGUAAAUACGACUCGUAUGUAGAAUAGAUCCACAGUUAUCUCAAAUGUAAGCGCAUAGCUGUAAUGACUUUAAUCAAUGCAACUAAAAAUAAACUUUUAGAAUUAUAUUAAA